This is a messenger RNA of Acanthoscelides obtectus, 2784 nucleotides long. Lineage: Eukaryota; Metazoa; Arthropoda; Insecta; Coleoptera; Chrysomelidae. The record is from the annotation of a GenBank genome assembly.
GAUUGCUUUGUUGUGAACAUUAGGCAUUAACUCUGAUAGUUGGUGAGUAGAAAAUGGGGCGUGGUCUCACUAAUGAUCUACUAGUGUCACAGCUACGUCAACGUUUACCUUACUUGUCAAGGCGUGUGUCAAAGCCACCUGAGGAAGAAGUAAAUAAAAAGUUUGGGCUUUUAUCAAUGUUCUUGGUGUUUUAUUAAUAUUUUACGUAUUUGGCUAUUGAGUUUAUGUUGGUUUUAAUCUAUAGUGUGUCAUAGUGAAGAUAUUACAAUGUCCAAAAACAAAAUAAUGAGAACCAUUGUUGAUGGAUCUAAAAUUGAAGUGAAAAGCAAGUUUGAUGCUGAGUUUCGAAGAUUCAGUGUAGACAGAAAUUCUCAGAUUAAAUUUGAGGAGUUCAAAAGUCUCUUAGAAAAGCUACAUGCCUUAAAGGAUAUUUCAUUUUUAGUAUCAUACAUAGAUCCUAGUGAUCAAGAUCUUCUACCUAUCAAUAAUGAUGACAAUCUGAGAAGAGCAUUAAUGAAUGCAAAACCAUUAUUAAGAAUAAUUGUUCAAAGAAAAGGUAAUAGUUUGGAAGAUCUAAAUGGUUAUGGAACUCUUAAACCGCGCAAUCUCAUAUCUAGCAUACUUGGAGGAACACCAGCUCGCACAAAGACUUUACCUAUUUCCAAUCCACAUGAUUUCCGACAAGUGUCUGCUAUCAUUGAUGUAGACAUAGUUCCAGAAACGUGUAGAAGGGUUAGGUUACUAAAGCAUGGAUCAGACAAACCAUUGGGGUUUUAUAUAAGAGAUGGAACAAGCGUUAAAGUUACACAAAAUGGUUUGGAAAAAAUCCCAGGAAUUUUUAUCUCAAGGUUAGUACCUGGCGGUUUGGCAGAGUCUACAGGUCUUUUGGCAGUAAAUGACGAGGUCUUAGAAGUAAAUGGUAUUGAAGUAGCAGGAAAAACUUUAGAUCAAGUUACUGAUAUGAUGGUGGCAAACAGUUCUAACCUUAUUAUUACAGUGAAACCUGCCAACCAAAGGACUGUGGGUCCACCAAGAAGAGGUAGUUUUAGUAGAAAUUCACAAUUGUCUACAGGCUCACAUCAAUCAAAUACAACUGGUGGGUCAGAUCCUGAAGAUAAAUAUGAUCAGGAUGAAAUUGUAGACUUAACAGGUGUGCAUUUGGAAGACAGCACUCCAACGAUUACUACAAAGGACGACGGGAUUUUGCACUUAUGAAUACUAUAUAACAGCUCACACUCAACAGUACAUUCCAUGAUAAAAGGCAAUUAUUUUUACUUAAUUUAGGUUCUCUAUGAGACUAUAACCCACAGUAUUUCUUUUUUCAUUUCAUGUUAGAUACACAUAUGCUUGCAACGUCUGUAUUGUUCGAUGUCUUAAAAUAGACAUUUCCAUAUUCCGAAAAGUCUGAAGUUUUGGAAAUUGGCCACUAAAUUCAGUCAGCUGUCACUAUCCGUAAUUCCGUGGAAAAAGGUAUAGUGAAAGCAAUGCGGGGGAGGGGAUAAUGUAGAAAAACGGCGCUAAUUAUCUUAGGGAUCAUAUGUGAGGUUAUACUCGUACACAGACAAAUAAUUAUGUCAAAUGCAAAUCAGCUGUUUACGUCUAUAGACGUCAAACCGUGAUAAAUAUUGUGCGUUUAUACCACUCCAUGCCAAAAGGUGGCGCAGUGUAAACAUUUGUAAAAAUGACCAUCAAUUUUUUCAUCUUUGGUUGAGCGUUGCCGUUUAUUGACGUAAAUAUGCUUUAGAUGGUUCAAAAGUACUUACUAGUCCAUGUGGUGGCUACAUAGUUAAGUUCGUCAUUCUUGUUGAUAGUCCAUAUUAUUUGGGAUAUCAGGUAAAUAAUGUAAUUCAAUCAUAUUUUCCUUAUAACUUGUUACAUUGUAAAGAAGUUUAAAAUUCAUUCCAAAAUGCUGAAAUAAGAAUAGAUAUUGGUCGUUAUCAAAACAUUGAGUGAUCAGUGACAUUAAUAUAUUUACGCAAACGUGAUAAUUUUUUCAUGUCAAGGUCAACAAUCACUAGACUAGAGAUGUAAGUUCCAUUCGACCAAUGACUAUCGAUGCCAUUUUUGCAAGGUUCUACUUUUCCGUUAUUUUUUCGUAUUCUCGAUUUCACAAAAAGAAGUUGAAACAUGAAGUUAGGUUUUUAGUGUACUCCUAGAAACUGUAUUUCGUGAAAUUCUGAGCAGUACAAAAAUGAGUAAUUGAAACCAUGUUUCUCAAAUAAAUCUAGUAAUUGGAUCCCUGGUGUAUACAUAGUGAUUAUGAGACAAUUCUGAGUGUAUACAUAUUUUUCUUGAUUUUAUAAUUCAGCUUUUUUAAAUUGAUACCAAAAACAUAUGUUGUAUUUUUACCUGUAUAUGUCUUAUAUACCUUUUUAUUUAAUCGAUUAAAGUACUUAAACAUUUUUUUAAAUAUUUUACAUUUAAGAUAACCUUGUAUUGUUGAUAGUUUUGUUAAAUAUUCCGAGAUUGUAAGAUCAUUAUAUCAUGUACUUAAUAUUUUUAGUGAUUACAGGGUGGUAGCCAUUAUUUGUGGUGGAUAGCAAUAUACGUUAACAUUUUAAAAUUAAGGAUAAGCAAGUGAUCGAAUAUAUUUCCAUUUCUGCCACAAGUAUAUUUUUGCGGACACUGCAUUUAUAAUGCUAUAUAAUUUAGUUGGAAAUUAUCCCGUUAUUCCACCCUGUAUAUAUUAAUUUUAUAAUCCUGUUAUUCUAUUGAAAACUCGAAUGUUCAUAGUUUAUAGGCGAAAAUUUUAAAUAUAUUUUUUGUACCAAUCAAUUAUUACAC